UGUCUCGGCACGAAGACUGACAGCUGUAGUGCUAACACACUCGGGUAUUGGCUCGGUGGUGGAAGAGACGGUAGGUAGUCGGUUCGAUCGUCGAGCGACUGGUAUGCGGUUCGGUCCGGAAGAGGUGGUGGACGAACGUGGGAGAGAAGAGAGGACAAGAGAGAGAGAGAGAGAGAGAGAGAGAGAUGGAAACUCUUUUUUUCUCUCAGACGGAGUGGCACAGAGUGGUCUGGCGAAAGAGAGGGCUCGAGACAGAGUCCAAGACAACGUUCCUGUCCAACGAAGGGCUGUCGAAGGAGACGCGAGUGCCGGGUGAGCUUGGGAGAGAAGAAGGGAAUAGAGAAGGAAGAAGGGACAACAAACGACAAGGUCAAUGCGAAGGGACCCUCGAGGCCUUAAUAUGGGGAAGGGGAAGGUUGAAAUUCUGGAUGAGAGAGAGAGUGACCCAGAGACCAGAGAGAGAGAGAGAGAGAGGUGUGGAUAAAUGUGCUGAGACUAAGACCAGCGGCUCCUCCCUUCCCACCUUUUUCCCUUGCCUUGCCUUACGGAUACCGUGCCUUGCCUUCCCCUUCAUCAACCCCCUCCACCCCGGCACACCAAGUACCAAGUAUAUAUGUAGCUCCGGGUUAAGUGAUGGAUCUGGCGGGGAGUGUCUUCAUCAGGGCUCACUCGGCACUUAGUGUGUACGGAGUAGGGAGAGAGUGUGGAAAGAAGUUUGUCUUUUUUUGCUCGGGCUUUAGUCAUAAGCAAUGCUGCUGGGGCCAAGGCGCAACGGCAACGGAACGGAUGAGAUGCGAGGCGAGACGAUGUGAUGCAAGUCAAGACCACACAAAGUGCACGCACGUCAAG
Colletotrichum phormii is the source of this 849-nucleotide messenger RNA. RefSeq lists its product as uncharacterized. The transcript has a single exon. NCBI's taxonomy places the organism in Eukaryota, Fungi, Ascomycota, Sordariomycetes, Glomerellales, Glomerellaceae. The coding region runs from base 186 to 680 and encodes 164 amino acids. The record is from RefSeq and is a predicted model, not a curated record.